GGCUUUCCGUCUGUUGUCAUGGAGACUGUGACGCUAUGCAGGAUUAUUCAGAUUGGCUUUAGCUAGCUCUUGCUGUUGUGGCUGUUUGGGCGUUAAUGUCCACAAAACAUUAAGAGUUGUGGCGUAAAGAUAAUGGCGGCGGCGUUAGAUGCUCUCUGGGAAGACAGAGAUGUUAGAUUUGACAUUACUGCGCAACAGAUGAAAACCCGUCCAGGAGAAGUGUUGAUCGAUUGUCUGGACUCAAUUGAAGAUACGAAAGGAAAUAACGGAGAACGAGGACGGCUCUUGGUGACAAACUUGAGAAUCAUUUGGCACUCUUCGGCUCUGCCAAGAGUCAACUUGUCUGUUGGUUAUAACACUAUUAUUAACAUCACAACAAGGACCGCAAACUCUAAACUGAGGGGUCAUACUGAAGCACUCUACAUCUUAACAAAGUCCAACAACACAAGAUUUGAGUUCAUUUUUACCAACCUGGUUCUCGGAAGUCCUAGGCUCUUUACCUCUGUCAUUGCUGUACACAGGGCUUAUGAGACCUCUAAGAUGUACCGAGACCUCAAACUGCGAGCUGCUCUUAUUCAAAACAAGCAGCUUCGACUCUUGCCUCAGGAGCAAGUAUAUGAUAAAAUCAAUGGGGUUUGGAAUCUCUCCAGUGAUCAGGGUAACCUGGGAACCUUCUUUAUCACCAAUGUUCGGAUUGUGUGGCAUGCCAACAUGAACGAGAGUUUCAACGUCAGCAUUCCUUACCUACAGAUUUGGUCGAUCCGAAUAAGAGACUCAAAGUUUGGCCUGGCUCUGGUUAUUGAAAGUUCCCGACAGAGUGGAGGAUAUGUGCUUGGGUUUAAAAUUGAUCCGGUGGAGAAGCUGCAAGACGCUCUCAAAGAAAUCAACUCUUUGCAUAAAGUUUACUCUACAAACCCAAUCUUUGGAGUGGAUUAUGAAAUGGAGGAAAAGCCCCAGCCGCUGGAAGAACUGACUGUGGAACAGCCUCCUGAUGACGUGGAAAUAGAGCCCGAUGAACAGACCGAUGCGUUCACUGCCUACUUUGCUGAUGGGCAUAAGCAACAAGACCGUGAAGCAGUUUUCUCUGAUGAGCUUGGCCUCGCCAUUGAGAAGCUAAAGGAGGGCUUUACACUUCAGGGGCUGUGGGAAGUCAUAGGCUAAAACAACAUGAAACAUCUGCAUUCUCUAUGUACAGACAAGUGUGCAUUUAUUUAUUGUUUAUAGGCCAACAUUAAAGUUGCAUAGAUCAUUUAUAGAUGCUUUGUUUAAAGACAAGGUACCAAAUUUCAUAUCUGGUAAAAAACA
This is a messenger RNA of Xiphophorus couchianus (Monterrey platyfish), 1305 nucleotides long. RefSeq names its product Bardet-Biedl syndrome 5 (gene bbs5). Gene Ontology annotation, cellular component: BBSome; ciliary basal body. The transcript has 12 exons. Gene Ontology annotation, molecular function: phosphatidylinositol-3-phosphate binding. NCBI's taxonomy places the organism in Eukaryota, Metazoa, Chordata, Actinopteri, Cyprinodontiformes, Poeciliidae. The record is from RefSeq and is a predicted model, not a curated record. Gene Ontology annotation, biological process: intracellular transport; cilium assembly. Bases 133 to 1161 code for a protein of 342 amino acids.